Messenger RNA from Diversispora eburnea, 985 nucleotides. The record is from the annotation of a GenBank genome assembly. NCBI's taxonomy places the organism in Eukaryota, Fungi, Glomeromycota, Glomeromycetes, Diversisporales, Diversisporaceae.
UUAGAAAACAUAACUGUUUUUAUUAGUUGUCUUGGCAAAAUUACAAAAUCAAAUAAAAAAGCUGGUCAUAAUUAUGCAGCAUCAUUAUUUUAUAAAUACAAAGGAAUACAGUCUGUUUUUUAUCAAUAUAUUGACAAAGAUUUAUUUUUAAUAACAAUUUAUCAAAAUAGUCAAAUUGUUAUUGAAUAUAAAGAUAUUUCACCUAAUACUAUUUGGAAUAAAACUCAUAUUUUGAAAUCUAUUUCAGGCGAAACUUUAUUUGUUAUAAAUUAUCCUAUAACUUUAAAUAGAAUAAAUCAAAUAUUUUUACAUCAACCAUCUAUUUUUAAAUAUACACUUGCAGAUUGGAAUAACAAAACAAUAAUAAAACAAUUAUACGAGUUACAUUUAAAAAGAACAAUUAGAAGAUCAAUUCAAUGGUAUCAAGUGUUUCAAAAUUGGAUACAACAAAAAAGCAAUAUAAUUGAAUUGUAUACUCAUCUUGACAAAGUAUAUGAUUUGAAUUAUGAAAUUUCUGAAAGAGAAUUACGAUUGUGGUGUGCAAUGUUUCGUAUAUUGGAAUGUACAAAUAUUACUCCAUAUAACAAUGACAUUUCUUAUGAUGAAUUUUGGACAAAUGCAACUAAUUCUGAAAAAGAUCGAAUAAAUGGAAAGAUACGUAUGUUAUCAAUAAUUGGAGAAGAUUUUACAUAUAAAAAAAUAAUUGAAAAAUUAGAGGUUUCGUCUAAUACAAUUAACACAGCACGAAAAUUUUUCCGAAUUAAUGAACCUAGAUGUCCUAUAUUAGAAAAACCAAUUAUUACUUGUUCAAAAAUGUCAGAAGUUAAAGUAAAAGAAUUUGAACUUUUUUUUACAGACAAAGCAAAUGUAAAUAUGAGUUCUUAUAAAGUAGAUGCAAAAACUCAAUUACCAGUGCUUUAUCUAAAAAAUCAAAAAAGUAUCCUUUGGGAAAAAUUUUCUGCUACUUAUCCUAAUGGAAUGAAGC